GCUCUGUGCGUGAUCUUGCCGCUCCGCUGUUGUGUUGUCGUUGUAGAGCCGUAAUUUUCUACAAAAAUAUAGUUUUCUAGGCGUAUUUUCAUAGUUAUGAAUUAAUUAAUCAGUGCUUCAAAUAUUAUUUUAUCCAUUAUGUCGAAAGAAGGCGAUAUGUCGCUGUUCAACGACGUAUUGGAGCCUUUCCGAAGGGUUAUCAAUACGGACCCGCCGAAAGACAAACUAUCAACUUCUUCUAAGCUCAACUUCACCGAUAGUAACCAGUCUUUCAAAGAAAGUAUUUCUAACCUAUCGGCUCUUGGGAAGAGAAAGUUCAGUUUGGGUACCAGUUCGCCGAGCCCAGACAAGCGGGCUCGGCUGGACUCCCAAACUACUGCAGCACCGCCGUCGCCGUGGGAGUCUAGGAAAAUGAAGAUUGAUCUAAUAGCUGCGAAGGCUCAAAUAACUAAACUGGAGGCACGAGUGAACCACCAGCACACCAUCCGCAAAGAGAUGCAGAUUCUGUUUGAAGAGGAGAAGGCUUCCCUCAUGGAGCAACACAAGGCGGAUCAGAAAGCACUGUCGGAUAUGGAAGACCGGCUUCAGAUCAUCAGACGGAGAGAACAAGACCUAAAGGAUGAAUUCCAAGAUGCAUUGAAAGAACACAAGGACAGUAAAACCAAAUGGGAGAAAGAGAAGGCAGAUCUACAGAAGCAGAUAGCAGACUUGAAAGACAAGCUGCUAGAGAACAAUGUCAGCUACAAAGACCAGCUUUCCGAGAUGAAGAAAGACAUGGAUGAGUUACUGCAGGCAUUAGAAGGUGCCCAGUCAGAGGUGGAAAUGCUGAAGACUGAAGUGACAAAGCAGACAUCUCGGGCAGAACAAUGCACCUCACUGAGGACACAGCUGGAGAAGCAAACCUUUGAAAUGCAACAGCUCACCAGCAAACUGAAGGAAUUGGAGUAUGAGAAGGACUCUUACAAGGAUUGGCAGCAGCAAGUUAAGACGGCACAGAAGCGCCUACAGAAUAUGGCGGAACUAGAGAAAGAGGUGGCCCGGCUGCGAGCCACCGAGCGCUCCCUGCGCGACGCUGUCUGUAAUAAGCUGCUAUUGGAGGAACAGGUGCACUCGCUAACGACGCGGCUCGAGACGAUGCAGCCGCACCAGCAACAAUUGCAUGAUGCUAAGGUGAAGAUAGCGCAUCUAGAAGCGUCCCUGCAAGAGUGGCGCGCGGUGGCCGCGGCGCGCGGCGCGGCGGACGCGCGCUCGCUCGCCUCGGCUCUGGACGCCGCCAUGGAGAAGGAGCUGGCCGCCGUCAGCGAGGCCGCUAGUGUGCAGUCGCAGCUGGCGCAGCUCACUGAGGAAAUGUCAACAAUGAAGUACGACCGCGACAAGGCGACCAUCAAGCUUAACGACUGGACCUCCGUGCGCAAGAACCAGGAGAGCCUCAUACACCGCCUGCAGAAGCGCCUGCUGCUCGUCACGAGGGAGCGAGACAGCUAUAGACAGCAACUAGACAGCUUCGAGAAAGAGCUCACCAUCACGAUGAGCGGCGAGAGCGGCGCGGGCGGCGCGGCGCUGCUGCAGGCGCGCGUGCAGCACCUGGAGAAGGCGCUGCAGGGCUACCGCGACCUGCUCACCGCCACCGACCUGGACGCGCACGCUAAAGUGGUGGACGCCCUCCGUGCCGAGAUAGCUAAGUGGCGCGACGAGGCGGAGGUGGCCAAACGUGACGCCGUCAAGUACAAGACGCAGCGAGACAACAUGCACGCUCGCCUGGAGAAGCUCAACUUUGCACCGCCCACCUCUAAGGUUUUACAUUUGGUGGACAACCCGGCGGCCAUCGCCCAGAAGCAGUUCCAGGCUGACUUGGAUGCGGCGCAAGAAGAGAUCGUAAAGCUGAAAGCGGCACUACGCGAGGGCGGGUCGGCCGCGUGUUCUGAAGAAGUGGCCACCUUGAAGCAGAAGGUGGACAGCAGCCGAAUUAAACUGCAGAGGAUGAAAGAGGAGUUCACAUCGUCGGCGCAGGAGUACCGCGACGUGUGCUACAUGCUGCUCGGCUACAAGAUAGAUAGAACCGGACAUAAGAACUAUAGAUUAUCGAGCAUGUACGCCGAGUCCGCAGAAGAAUACCUCACGUUCACACUCUGCGACGACGGCAUCGAGAUGGUGCACACAGACUACUCAGCCACUCUGAGCGAGCUAGUAGAGCUACACUUACACCACCACAGAUCCAUACCCCUGUUCCUGAGUUCGCUCACUAUGGAGUUAUUCACUAGAACUACUAUGCAGCAAGAAGAAGAGGACAGCGAUGAGUGAGUGAGUAUGAUGUUGGUUGGACUUUAGUGCGCGCGGUUAGUGAGUGUUUGGUGCAGUGUAGAUGUAAGAUUGAAGGUGCGACAGUGUUGUUUGCACAUAAGAUAAGGCUGUACUGGCUUAAUCGGAAAAGAAUUACAGAAUGUAAUUCUAAAAAAGUCCUGCAAGAAUAUAAAAACUAGAUGCAUUGUGAAGUUUUCAAAAAUAAAAUCCCUUUGUGGCAUGAAUUUUUAAGGACUGAUACGGUUUUGUGAAUUUAUACGAUUGGAGCUGAGCUAGUUUGAAUUAAUGAAGUGAUUUAAUGUAAGGAAUGAAGAAUGUAUACCGUUUGUGAUCUUAUUGCGAUGAUAAUGGUAAAUUUGAUUGUAUUUAGAUACUAAACCUACAUCUAUUAGUAUUAGUAAGUGACACUUUGUGAGGUUAUCAAUAGAGGUAAUGGAUUCAAAUAUCAACCCAAGCAACUAAAUUAAGGUUACCUAUUUUUUUUUCUGUUCAUAAUGUAAAAAAUGCAGUGAAUGUAAAAUGUGAAAUUUAGAUUUUGUUAAAUUUAUUCGGUAGAGGAAUGUACAGUUUAAUUUAUGUUAUUAUUUUAAAUACCGAUGACAUUCCGACUGUGCUAUUCUAAAUCCCUACUUCCAUUAUUUCUGAAAAAGGAAAAUAUACAAAUAAAUAGAAAA
Molecule: messenger RNA, 2975 nt
Organism: Plutella xylostella (diamondback moth)
Lineage: Eukaryota; Metazoa; Arthropoda; Insecta; Lepidoptera; Plutellidae
Source: RefSeq, a predicted model, not a curated record